This is a messenger RNA of Solanum dulcamara, 1112 nucleotides long. RefSeq names its product FCS-Like Zinc finger 15. The coding region runs from base 168 to 656 and encodes 162 amino acids. NCBI's taxonomy places the organism in Eukaryota, Viridiplantae, Streptophyta, Magnoliopsida, Solanales, Solanaceae. The record is from RefSeq and is a predicted model, not a curated record. The transcript has 2 exons.
UUUAGAUCAUUCGCUACGCUACUCGUCCUUUCUUACUGCCCAUUUUUCUCUGCCCAUACCCCUACUAACAUCUUCACUCUUCUAUUUAGCAAUAAAUCUUUGGAGGUUUUUUUUUUUUUUUUUUUUUUUUAUUAACACAAACCAGAAUCUCUUUCCCCAUUCAUGAGAUGGUGGGACUCAGUGUAGUACUCGAAGGUUAUAAUGAUAAAGAUAAUAUUAAUACGAUAACUCCCGGGGUUUCUAAUUCCACUUGGCACAUUCUUAACAAAGCUAGUAUGGUAUUGAUGAAACCACCUUCUCCUCCGUCGAUCCCUUCUUCUCCUUUUUCCCGGAGAAAAUCUCCGGCCACUUCUGGGUUUCUCGAUUCAUGUUUCCUUUGUAAGCAAAAACUCUUACCUGGAAAAGACAUCUACAUGUACAAGGGAGAAUGGGCAUUUUGUAGCGUGGAGUGCAGAUGCAAGCAGAUUUUUAUGGAUGAAGAAGAGAGUAUAAAGACGAAAAAAAAUAGGAAAUCUCAAGCUUCCACUUCUUCUUCUUCUAAUAAUAAUAAUAAUAAAUCUUGUACUACUACUUCUUCAUCAUCUUCAUCGUCGUCUUCCUCUUCACGGUGCAUGAAAACGGCGGCGAGAAAUCGACCCAAUGGAUUUGCAUACUGAGAAAGAAGGUCAAUCUCACGGAAAUUUUGCUGCUUUCCAAUUUUGUCCUCAAAUAUAUUUUGUAAUGACUAUGGAUGUCCCUUUUGUUUAUUUUUUUUCCUUGGAUUUUUAUAUUAUUAGCCGUAGUAUUUUUUUUUUUUUUAUGAAAUUAAUAUUGGUAGUACGAACAUUUGGAAACCAACAAAUCUGCUGCUAGUUUUCAUUUAUUAGCCCCUGGGUUUUGGUUUCCCGUCGCCAAUUUAACUAAAUUGCAAAUAAUGAUAUUGGGAAUCUUCUUUUGUCAAGAGUGGGAGUUGUAAGGAUGGUCGGGAUAUUCUGGGUAAUCAAAUGAAAAAGUGGCAAUUUUCCAAUUAUAUCCCUCAACGAAGUGAUGAGUCAUUCAUUUUUAUUUUAUUAUUGCAUUUAAUGUCAUUAAAUUUUAUUUUGUACUUAAUGUUUCUAACUUAUCAUAAAAAU